UUAGGUUUCACUUGUCAUGGCGGCUAUGUUGAAGGAUAAGGGCCAGUUAACAUUUGAAGAUCAGUGGCCAUCUAUGCGGCCAACUAUAUUGAAGUUGCUCCAGCAGGAGCCAGUUACGCAAAAUGAAUGGCAUGGUAUUUUCUACUCCGUUCAUGUUGUAUGCCUGUGGGAUGAGAAAGGACCACCUAAAGUGAAAGAUGCUUUGAAAGAUGAUAUUAUGGAUUUUAUUAAGCGCGCCCAACAGAGAGUUCUUUCUCACCAAGAUGAUCAAGCUCUACUUAAAGCAUAUAUUGCAGAAUGGAGAAAAUUCUUCACCCAAUGUGAUUACCUACCGACACCUUUCCGUCAAUUAGAAACUGCAUUGGCUGGAAAAUCCAUGUCAGCCAAUAAGAAACCACAGAAUGAAGAGAGUAUUGUAAGAAAGCUGAUGCUUGACAGUUGGAACCAAAGCAUAUUUAAUGAUAUAAAACAGAGGCUGCAAGAUUCGGCCAUGAAGUUAGUCCAUGCUGAGAGAAAUGGAGAAGCAUUUGACUCUCAGUUAGUCAUAGGAGUGAGAGAAUCUUAUGUUAAUCUCUGCUCAAAUCCUGAAGACAAACUUCAGAUAUAUAGGGAAAAUUUUGAAAAAGCUUAUAUUGAUGCUACCGAGAGUUUUUAUAAAAUGAAAGCUCCUCAAUAUUUACAAGCUAAUGGAGUGCAAAAUUACAUGAAAUAUGCUGAUGCUAAAUUAAGAGAAGAAGAACUUAGAGCGCAGAAAUAUCUUGAGCCAUGUAGUGGAUCUGUACAAGCUUUGACUGAUUGCUGUGUCAAUGUUCUUGUGUCUACAUUUAGAAAUACGAUACUAGCAGAAUGUGCGGAGAUGAUAAAAUCCAACGAAACCGAAAAGUUGCAGCUGAUGUUCAAGUUAAUGGAUCGUGUUCCUGAUGGUAUAGCACCAAUGCUAAAGGACCUCGAAGACCAUAUAAUUAAUGCAGGGCUUGCUGAUAUGGUCGCAUCAGCGGAUGUUAUAACCCAGGAUUCUGAGAAAUACGUAGAAAGGCUGCUUAAAUUGUUCAAUCAGUUCAGUAAACUUGUAAAGGAGGCAUUCAAUGAUGAUCCACGGUUCUUGACUGCAAGAGAUAAAGCUUAUAAGCAGGUUGUAAACGAUACAACUGUAUUUAGGCUUGAGCUGCCUAAUAAACAGUGUGGUGGUGUUAAAAGCCAACCAGAAUCUAAAUGCCCAGAACUUCUUGCUAACUACUGUGAUAUGCUUCUCAGAAAAACACCUCUCAGCAAAAGAUUAACCUCAGACCAGAUAGAGUCGAAAUUAAAAGAUGUUCUAUUGGUUUUGAAAUACGUUCAAAAUAAAGAUGUAUUCAUGAGGUUUCACAAAGCUCACCUUACUAGAAGAUUGAUCUUAGACACCUCUGCUGAUUCAGAAAAGGAAGAAAAUAUGGUAGAAUGGUUGAGAGAAGUUGGUAUGCCUGCAGAUUAUGUAAAUAAAUUAGCUAGGAUGUUUCAGGAUAUUAAAGUUAGUGAAGAUUUGAAUCAACAAUUCAAAGAAGAAUAUAGAUCUACUAAAGGAAGUAUAGCAGAAUCAAUAAAUAUAAAAAUAUUAAAUGCUGGUGCAUGGGCUAGGGGAAGUGAAAGAGUAACUGUGUCAUUACCACUUGAAUUAGAAGAUUACAUACCUGAGGUUGAAGACUUUUAUAAAAAGAAACACAGCGGAAGGAAACUUCAAUGGUAUCAUCAUAUGUCUAAUGGAACGAUUACAUUUUCAAAUGGAAUUGGGAGAUUUGAUGUCGAUGUCACCACCUUCCAAAUGGCUGUUCUGUUUGCAUGGAACCAACGACCAUUUGAUAAGAUCUCUUAUGAGAAUCUCCGGUUAGCAACUGAACUUCCGGAUCCAGAGCUGAGAAGAACAUUAUGGUCUUUGGUUGCAUUCCCUAAGUUGAAAAGGCAAGUUGUAAUUUAUACACCAGAAGUUCAGUCUCCAAAAGAUUUUGAUGAGAACACUGUAUUUUGGAUUAAUCAAGAAUUUGGUCUAGUCAAAAAUGGAAAAUUACAAAAAAGGGGGAAAAUAAAUCUAGUUGGUAGGUUGCAGUUAUCAACUGAGAGAAGCAAAGAAGAAGAUAAUGAAAGUAUAGUUCAGCUACGGAUAUUGAGAGUUCAGGAGGCAAUAAUUAAAAUACUAAAAAUGCGAAAAAGGAUUAGUAAUGCACAGCUCCAAACCGAGUUAAUAGACAUUUUAAAAAAUAUGUUCCUACCAAGUAAAAAAAUGAUCAAAGAGCAAAUAGAAUGGCUAAUUGAACAUAAAUACAUGCGAAGGGAUGAGGACGAUAUAAAUACAUUUAUUUACAUGGCAUGAUUAUUCUUUAUGAAGAUAUUUAAUAUUAUCUCUGCGCUAUUUUUGUAUUUUUCCUCAUCGUUAAAUGUUAUUGGUUAUCAUGAAGUUGUCAGGUAACAUUAGUUGCUAAAUACUUAUGUAUAAAACCAUUGUAUAGUUGUGUGUCUGUUACAAUCAACAACGGGUGUACGAUUACUUUGUAAAUAUUGUAUCUUAUUAUUAUAUAUUUAAACUUUAUGAAUGAAAUUAGUUACUCAUAAUGAUUAAGCAUUCAAUAAUUUAUUGCUUAAUUGAUCAAAAUACGAGGCUUGUUUUGAGCUUUACUGCUUCCUUAUAGGAAUAAUUUAAAAACAGUAUCGAAUAUGUAGUUGUAGAUCUGGCUCUGAAAAUGUCCAUUUAAAUCACUGUGUACCACAAUUAUUUUUGUAUAUAAUUGUAUAAGAAAUCUGUUGAUGUUUAUAUAUACAUAAGAUAUAUCAUGAAUAGCAUGGUUGAAUUAAUUGAAGACUUGAAAUGAAAAUGAGCGAACGUUUAGGAUGUAGGUUAGUAAUUUUAAUCGACCUUUAAAUAAAAUAAUUUUAUUAAGAGAAAGUUACUUAAUUAUUUUCAUGCCUGGUGUUCAUAAUUUUUCUUUAUUAGUAUAAUUCGUAGUUGUACUCAUUGGUACACUUUUAUAAUCAAAUUAAAUUAUGUCAUAUGAUUUUUAAAAGUUACAAGCUGUUUUUAUAAAACUUUUAAGAGCGGAUAAUAUAAAUUAUUUCAUAAUGCACAUUAGAAAAAAUUAAUUUCUAAUUAUCAUAAUGUAAUAAAAUCUUCAAAUGUAAUAUGAUGUUAGAUGAAUGAUCCUUUUUAGUAUAAUGAAUUGUUAUAUCUCCGAGUAUAAACAAGGCUUUUGAAACAAGGCCAAUGUGUUUAUAGUAUGUCCAAAAAUUAAAAAAAAAAAGUAUAAAUAUCUACUGUUGUUCAUAUAAUUGUACAUAUUCACUAUUACUCACUAUUAAUUUCUUAUUACUUCAAGUCUUCAUCACUAUUUCAUGCUAUCAAAAGCAAUUUUUUUUAUCUAUUGCCAAUGUCUAUUUAAAGUUCAAGUUACCAGCAAUACAGUGGAACUUUUUUUAUUCAAUUUAAUUCCGAAUUUCUUCUAUGAUAAGAUGUUUUUGUAUAAGUUACAUCCUUAUUAAACUCAACAUCUUUUUUUGUUCUUUGGUCUUUGCUGCAUACGAUUUUUUGUUUGAAC
Nezara viridula (southern green stink bug) is the source of this 3560-nucleotide messenger RNA. NCBI's taxonomy places the organism in Eukaryota, Metazoa, Arthropoda, Insecta, Hemiptera, Pentatomidae. The record is from the annotation of a GenBank genome assembly.